GUUACCACAUCCUGCCCCCAUCUAGUACCUGAAAGAUGAAUUACGCGCAAAGAAUUGACAGCCUGGUCGACGUCUUCACCGAAUCUGUCUUCAAAAAUCUCGUUCACCACGAUGAUCCAGAAAUCAGCCUCUCUCGAAUACAACCCUGCGCGCGCUCUCAGCAGCAGGUCCAGCACAAAAGCCCUAUAUGCAACAUUCCGCUCGAAAUUUUGUCAGAAAUUUUCGUCCAGUGCUGCACUUUUAGCGUCGCCAUGAACCACACUCAUCUCAUUGAGCCCACCGCUCUCUAUCUCUCGCAGAUCUGCUCUGUAUGGCGUAACAUUGUCAUUUCAAUGCCUAAGCUCUGGUCUAUGAUCACAAUUCAUGGCGCCAACGUCCAUAAGCGCCCUCUUCCCGCGAAACGUCUUCUCUGCACGUAUCUCGCCCAUGCAGGCCAAGCCCCGCUCAACAUCAGACUUGUAUGCGCAUCAAGCAUUCCCGGUCCAGAAGACGACUUAUUCCUCGACUUCCUGCGCACUCUGCUCCAUCAGUGCGAGCAUCGCCGUGUGUCUCUAAUAACUGACCUCAAGAGAUCCAGAAUCACGUUCAUUGCGGCUUUCAACCUUCUAUUCACUCCACACUCCUCAAACAUCCAAAGCAUCACACUGGUCCCAGGACUUGGGCUUUUCAUCCUUUUUUAUCCCGACCUGUCCCACCUCACAGUAACAAGACCCACAUACUGGGACAUGAUUUCGCUCGCUUUGGCGAGUUCUGCGAGGAGCAUCAGCCGACUUGAUUUUGUGGACUGUUCAGUCGCGGAUAUAUGCUCCAUCGGCUCUGUGUUUCCCAAGCUAAACCACAUAGUAAUUCAAAAUCCACUCCGCAGUGCCUCACCCGAUAACGCACAUAUCCCGCUUCUCGUCUCUCUCACAAUCACACUUCCCAAACCUCGUCUACAGCCGCUCAAUAAAAUAUUCGAAACAUUCUCUCUUCCCAAUCUGACUUCGCUCACUAUAUACACCCCGGUUCUCCCCAUUGAUACGUUUAUCGCUUUCCUGGAAAAGUCUCCCGCUCUGCGGACAUUGACCGUGUCUUCAUGCGUCUCAAACUUCAGCCUUUUCAUCGCAGCAUCGAAGAAUCUUGCGGUGUUAGACAUUUACGCGCAUGAAGAGUGUUUGGAUGAGAUCUUCGAUGUUAUCGAAAGAAGUAGGCGGCCAUCUGAGGCGAUCGUACUGCGCAUGGUCGAAAAGAAAGAUGACGAAGACGAGGACGAAGUAAACGUGUCCUGCAUCGAAGAUAAAGGUUUUUCCGGGGGCAACCAAGACGAUAAUUCCGCCCACGUCGGCUCAACUACACAAGAAGAUCAUAACGACGACGACGAAGAGAGCGAUUCCGAGGAUGAACGGGACAGCAAUGAUGACUCGGAAGAUGAAACAGAAAGUUCGGAAGAAUCGGAUGACGAUGAAGUCGACGCCGCUUAUAAGAUGGCCCGUCCCGAAAUUAUUCAAGGCGCUCGUCUCAAAUACCACAAUCGAAUGCGAAGAUUCCGCGCUGCGGGGCGCAGGAUUGCUAUCUGCUGAAAAUUUUUUAGAUGCUUAUACUCUCAAUGACCGGUCACCGAAGAUGAAAAUAGAUUUGAGUGCUACGGAACAGCCUUACGCCAUACGUUUUUCCGUCAUCUCCAAUGGUUCGCGCAGGGCUGACUGGCUCGAGCGUGAGCUAAAAACAAAUUUCCCACGCCAUCGAGUGUUGACUGAGUUCCAUUUUGGGAAACCCCGAUUCCUUUCGACCGUUCAUCCACCAACAAAGGACUUAAGGUGCGCAUUUCACUUCCUGCUCCUCUUCAUGAUGCUUUAGUAAAAGGGUCGAG
This is a messenger RNA of Desarmillaria tabescens, 1849 nucleotides long. RefSeq lists its product as uncharacterized. Lineage: Eukaryota; Fungi; Basidiomycota; Agaricomycetes; Agaricales; Physalacriaceae. The coding region runs from base 36 to 1559 and encodes 507 amino acids. The transcript is spliced from 3 exons. The record is from RefSeq and is a predicted model, not a curated record.